AUGUCUUCUGAACAAGCUACCAAAGUCGUCUUCAAGGGUGAUGAAAACACCGAUUUCUUCGUCAUUGCUCAACCUGGUAUGGUCGCCAAGUGGAAGAAGGACAAGACCAUCCCUCUCAUUGAUGUCGUCCAAAGCUUCGAUAUCUUCACUACUCCCUCUGGCAGCAUCACUGGUGAGGCCAUCCGUCCCUCCAACAGCACUCUCGAGAACGUGUUCUCCACUACCAAUAAGGAUGAUAUUGUCAAGAAGAUUGUCUCUGAAGGUGAAGAGAAGGGCCACGGUCAAUUGUAA
Molecule: messenger RNA, 291 nt
Organism: Mucor velutinosus
Lineage: Eukaryota; Fungi; Mucoromycota; Mucoromycetes; Mucorales; Mucoraceae
Product: Bifunctional purine biosynthesis protein PurH
Exons: 1
Coding region: 1-291 (96 amino acids)
Source: RefSeq, a predicted model, not a curated record